Molecule: messenger RNA, 3226 nt
Organism: Hippocampus zosterae (dwarf seahorse)
Lineage: Eukaryota; Metazoa; Chordata; Actinopteri; Syngnathiformes; Syngnathidae
Product: oxysterol-binding protein-related protein 1
Exons: 27
Cellular component (GO): cytosol; intracellular membrane-bounded organelle; membrane
Molecular function (GO): protein binding; cholesterol binding
Source: RefSeq, a predicted model, not a curated record
CGUGACUGCUGCCAACAGCUGCCAGCUGAUUGGGCCACUACAGUUUAGCUAAACGUGUUCCUCUCGGCACGCUAACUCUUUAAAGUGCAUAAAAGUCCACCGAACUCGAAUGAGAAGUUUUGUGCAUUGACGGUAAUUUCACAAGCACUCUGAUGGAGGAUGAGCAGCUGCUCCUCGAGUCGGCAAAAGACGGCAGUUCCUCUCGCGUUCGGCGGCUUCUUAAGUCGCGAGUCGACCAGAGCUCUUCUCUCAACAUCAACUGUCGAUGUAAGGCAAACGAAAUGUGAUGCGUCCUACGGUUCACACCACUCCACCUAGCGUGUUACCAUGGAAACGGGGACGUCGUAGAUGAGUUGCUAAAAGCAGGUGCUGAUGUGAAUAUCCAAGACGACUUGGGCGACACACCUCUCCACAAAGCAGUCAGCACUGGAAGAAAGGAGAUUGUUCUGUUGCUGCUGCAAUACGAUGUGUCGGCCAGUGUCAUCAAUGGAACAGUGCAGAUGCCUCAAGAUGUCACAGAGGAUGAUGAAAUCACAACCAUGCUCGAGGCCGCCGAGAGAAAAGAGGUCAGGCGGCAGGAGGAGAGACUGCUGGAUGCUGCCAGAGAGGGGGAUGUCUCUGCUAUGUCAAAGAUACUCUGUAGCAAAGAAGCCGUGGAUGCUCACUGCAAGGAUUCGGUGGGCGAUACGCCUUUACACUGUGCUGCCUACAGAGGGCACAAGCAGUGCAUCAUCAAAAGCGGUGCCAGCCCGACUGUCAAAAACAACCAAGGUACGCGCUUGACAGCGUUGGACCUGGUCCGCAAUCAUGAGCUCAAACAAAUUCUACUUGACUUUAGGGACAAGGAAGUGAGCAGCAGAGUGCAGAAGAUUGAAGGCCCACUUUGGAAGAGUUCACGCUUUAUCGGGUGGCGUCUCCACUGGGUGGUAAUUGAGGACGGAACAAUUUCCUGGUAUUCCAGACAGACCGAAUUGGGAGCUGGCGUGAACAAACAGGGCUCAAGAUCUUUAGCACAAGCUUACUGCGUGGUCAAACCAUGGGAUCACUUCUUCUUCAUGCUGAAGUGUGCUGACAACUCUGCGUUAUGUUUUAAAGUGCCCUCAAAGACGGACUCUGUGGCAUCACGAAAAAGGUAGUUUGAUGCCUUUGAGGCGCACUCCUCUUACAACAAUCAAUACGGCAGCCGCCACCAGAAGAACGUGGACGACGCGGACGGUGAGAGCGUCGUCGCGGCGAGCAACGUAACGCGAGCUCUGCAGGCUGCCAAUGCGUGGCAGCAGAAACUGGAGAGUGAGGUGUCCAUUUUUCUUUUGAUGGUAAAUAAUGAGGAAAACUGUGGUGAAGGCAAAAAGUUUACACGAUUAGCUUAUUUGCGGUUUUCAUUAUGUAUAUAUAUACACUUUUUCUCCAGUGAAACCUGUGCUGCCCUUCAGCUCUGUCUUCAGCUGUUGUCCAAACAAGAUGAGGUGUGGAGCCUGGAGUUAGAGCAGGAGCAAGAGAGGAGCAGAGCUCUGACCGAGGCGCUGCAGACGAUCGCCACAGAGCACCACGAUCUCAAGCAGUCGCUGAGCAAGAGCAGGAGGUCGCCCACCCCCUGCACCCUCGCCGAAGAUGAUUUCUACGAUGCCGUGUCAGAGUCCUAGUCGGAGCCUACGGUGAGCGGCUUUCUCUCGGUGGCCAGCUACUCCUGUGAAGAGGACGAGGGGAGAGACGACCCCCUUCUCAGCAGCAGCCGCCGCCAUCCCAGCCCGCUCGGCGGGGCCGCCGGAAUGUCAGGGGAGGGUGACCAUGGUAACCGGAAUAAUGACGCCAAGAAGCACAGAACAUCUCUACCGGCUCCAAUGUUCUCCCGAAAUGAUGUUAGCAUCUGGAGCAUCUUGAAAAAAUGCAUCGGCAUGGAGCUGUCCAAGAUUGCCAUGCCGGUAAUAUUAAACGAGCCUCUGAGCUUCCUGCAGCGGAUUACCGAAUAUAUGGAGCACACUUACCUCAUCCACCGGGCCAACGCCACUGCCGACUCUGUCGAACGGAUGAAGUGCGUCGCAGCGUUUGCGGUGUCCGCUGUGGCAUCACAGUGGGAGAGGACUGGCAAGCCCUUCAACCCGCUACUGGGCGAGACCUAUGAGCUCAUCAGAGAUGAUUUGGGCUUCAGGUGGGUUUCUGAGCAGGUGAGCCAUCAUCCUCCCGUCAGUGCCUUUCACGCCGAGGGCCUCAAGGAGGAUUUCGUCUUCCAUGGCUCAAUCUACCCCAAAAUCAAGUUUUGGGGCAAGAGCAUCGAAGCAGAGCCCAAAGGAGUCAUCACACUGGAACUUCCCAAGUACAAUGAAGCCUACACAUGGACAAACCCCACUUGCUGCGUCCAUAACGUCAUCGUCGGUCAGCUUUGGAUCGAGCAGUACGGCAGCGUGGAGGUCGUCAAUCACAAGACCGGCGAGCGCUGCUGCAUGACUUUCAAACCUUGCGGCCUCUUUGGGAAGGAGCUCCACAAAGUGGAAGGAUACAUUCUCGAUAAAAGCAAGAGGAAACUCUGUGCCAUCUACGGCAAAUGGACCGAGUGCUUAUACACGGUGGACCCAGCAACCUUCGACGCCAACAAAAACUCAGACAAAAGGAGUUCAGAAGAGAAAAAGGCUUGCAAAAGGAACAGCGUAGAUGAGGAGCCCGAGGAGAUGCCGCCGCCUGACGCCGAGACAGUGCAGGUGAUCCCGGGAAGCGAGCUCAUUUGGAAGAUAACGCCUCGUCCCAAUAACUCUGCCAAGUUUUACGACUUCUCCACGUUCGCCAUGCAGCUGAACGAGUUGGACCAAAAGAUGGAAGGACUUCUGCCCUCCACAGACAGUCGUCUUCGACCUGACAUCCGCGCCAUGGAGAACGGAGACAUCGAUUCAGCGAGUGCGGAGAAGAAGCGACUGGAGGAAAAACAGAGGACAGCCCGUAAGAACCGCGGCAAGUCCACAGAUGACUGGAAAACCAGGUGGUUUCAGCAAGGAGCCAACCCGCACAACAAAGCGCAAGGCUGGCUGUACACGAAAGGUUACUGGGACAGAAAGUUCACGCAGCUGCCCGACAUAUACUAGGACCAGGAAACGCGAAGGUUCCCUUGGGACUUGCCUUGAAAUGUCCAUGUUGAUUUUGUUGUGGCGCUGCCGGUAGAUGAUCACCAAGUUGAAUAGAUUCUUAAAUUCAAACACGUUAGAUCCGGGUGAACAAUAGAGCACAAAAAAUAAAA